GAAAAUGCUUCACACUCAUCCGUGUCUUCUGGUGCUUUGAAGAUGAGUGAGAUUACUGAAGAAGUGCCUGUUACUCUUGACAUGCUUAAGCAGAAAAUGAGAGAGUUUGCAAAUGAGAGGGAUUGGGACCAGUUUCAUAGCCCAAGGAACCUCCUUUUGGCUUUGGUGGGUGAAGUUGGAGAACUAUGUGAGAUAUUUCAGUGGAAAGGAGAGGUUCCAAAGGGACUUCCAGGUUGGAAAGAAGAGGAGAAGGUUCAUGUUGGUGAAGAGCUUUCAGAUGUUUUGCUUUACCUUGUGAGGCUCUCUGACAUUUGUGGUGUUGAUCUUGGCAAAGCUGCAUUAAGAAAGGUUGAACUCAAUGCUAUAAAAUACCCAAUUAAAGUUUAUGAAGACCCUUCAAGCAGCAAUUAGAAUCAAAGGCAACCCCCAAUGAAUAAUGGAACUGAAGAUGCUUGAUGAUAAUCCACUAGUACGUACAUUUGAUAUUAUGAUUGCUACUUUAAGGGGGUACAGUAGGAAAGGGGAUUUGGUAUAUGUUCUUCUAAAAAAGUUGUGUCAUUGCAUGGAGACUAGUGUUGUUGGAUAGGUUUUGUGCAUUUAUUCUCGGCAUAUUCUGUUAUUGUUUUGACGGAUUG
Molecule: messenger RNA, 635 nt
Organism: Gastrolobium bilobum
Lineage: Eukaryota; Viridiplantae; Streptophyta; Magnoliopsida; Fabales; Fabaceae
Exons: 3
Coding region: 43-411 (122 amino acids)
Biological process (GO): nucleoside triphosphate catabolic process
Molecular function (GO): nucleoside triphosphate diphosphatase activity
Source: RefSeq, a predicted model, not a curated record